Molecule: messenger RNA, 2790 nt
Organism: Neurospora tetrasperma FGSC 2508
Lineage: Eukaryota; Fungi; Ascomycota; Sordariomycetes; Sordariales; Sordariaceae
Exons: 1
Coding region: 1-2790 (929 amino acids)
Source: RefSeq, a predicted model, not a curated record
AUGCCCCCAAGACCCCAAUCCAUUGCGCAUUUCCCCCCUCGGGGUCCCAACGGCAUGGGGACCUCGCGCUCGACCUCACCACUCCCGCCGAGACCCGUCUCCCUCGCUGUUCCAGUUCCCGGCAAGCCCACGAUAAACAACAACAACAACAACAACAACAAUCGCAGGUCGCCUUCACCCUCGCCCGCCUCCAGGCCCCGACCAGUGCCGUCGCCGUCACCACAAACUCUCGAGUCCGACCAAGAUUCAAUACGACGAGGCGCCAGAAAAACAAGGAAACAACCACCUGCGGCAAUUGUGACCACCACCAUCACCCCUUCUGGAGCGCGGACAGCACACAUCUCGACCUCUUCUAGACCAAGCAGCAAAGCCAGCAGCAGCAGUAGCAGUACCACCACCACCACCGCCACCACCGGAAAGAGCUCCUCCGCUGCAACCAAGCGCGCAACUGCAACCGCAACUCCAACUCCCUCCUCGGCUGCAUCUCCUGCCGGCGCAGCAACCCCGACCUCCACCUCGUCCCGGAACUUCCCCGUUCUCAAGGCCCGCGCAAGUCAACAUGGUGCGGCAGCGCACUCGAAUUUAAACCCAGGAAUGGACAAACCGUCAAACACGCAGUCGCCGACCGUCGCCAGAAUGCCCUACGAUCGGGCCUCAACCACAACCACCCGACAGCCGCAAACGGCCUCCGUCGCAAGAGCCUCCACCAAGGCACCCCUUACUCCAAAGGUCACCACAGCCCGAGUUUCGUCCGCCUCCACCGUCUCCUCAGCCUCCACGACAAGGCGAAGGCCCGAGUCGGUAAUCAGCAGCACUAGUUCGAGGGACAGAGAACAUGUCGCGUCGCCAGUGCCGCCCUAUUUAGCCGGCAACGUUACCCCGAGAGCUGCGUCGAGACCAAGUCGUGUCAACAGCACCGCUACGACCCCUCUUGCUACUCCAAGUCUCGACCGGAACGACCAGUGGGAUACGCGAUCGAGCUUGUCCAUAACCUCACAAACGACCGACGACCCUCGACGACCCAUCGUUACCUUUAGUCCAGCUUCCGAUGUUGGAGUCCCCAGACAAGAUCCGGAUUCCAAAUUCUUCUAUGCCUCCGAGGCUGCACCGAGAUCACCCGCCCAAGGGAGGCCCCCUAUUCUCCAACAGGCCAAAUCCUCCUCUUUCUUCUAUGCAAAUGGAGGCACAAUACCACCAAAGGAGAGCCCGGGUCCGGCCUCCCCCUUACCCUCCCUAGGAGCGCCGUUCCAGCAACAACAGGACAAACUUUUGAGCAAGUUUAUUUACGCCAACGGGGCAGCCGAUCCGGAGCCUCCGGUGAGAACCCGGUCCAGGCCAUCGUCAGUGGUAUCAACAGCGUCCAGGGCACCGUCAAACAGGCCGCCAAGUGUGCUCUCUCAGACACACUAUCCUAACAAACCCACAUCACCCGUUAAGCUAACCCCUCAGACAUCCGGAAGGAGUGGGAGUAUAUCGGCUAUGAACUCGCCGCGAUCCCCUGUCUCGGCUAGCGCUGCUUCUUCAAACCGAGAGUCCGUGAAACGCAAGUCUCUGGCUGACCAGCCCGGGACGGCGCCAAUCAAUGGGCAAUCAACGAAACGCAAAUCUCUCAACGAGCUUCCCUCUCGACCUGCAAGUGGACCGGUGCCCAGUCGCCCCAGCAGCCUGGUCAUGGCCGAACCACCAGCAGUGGCCAGGGUCGUGACGCCAUAUAGUUCUCGGCCUCCUUCAGAAGCACCAUCACCUUCUGUUCUAUCCGUACCUGCUCCGUUCAGUUCCUUGUCUGAGAAUAUGGCCUCUGGUGGAUUCGCCUCACUUCUCCAGGCUGCCGAGGACUUUGUCGCCGAGGAAGAUGAGCAAGAUGAAGCAGAAGAAGGGGAGGAGAGCGGUGGAGAUGGGGAACCGCGGAGAGGCUCAGUAAGCAGUCCAUCAAAGUCAUCUCCGCAGGACAAGGAGAUAUCAGACCUUGUUGCGAAUGCCCGGAGGGAGCGGAAGGUCCAGGAUUUGCAGAUUACGAACGCAAGUCUUGAGGCGAUUAACCGCACUCUGGAACGGCAACUGCGGAAACAGACGGCUGAGCUUCGGGCUUACAAACGCCUAUCCCGCUCGGGGCGGUUAAAUGUCGGGCCCGCUCUAGUCGCCUCUCCAGCUGAUGCCGGGCUUUUGGCCGGGGCUGAUCUGGACGCACUCAGCGAAGAGGGCAGCGAGCUAGGAGCGGAAGACGGGGAACGGGACACACUGACGGAGGAGUUGGAAGAUGAAGAUGACGACGACCUCUCAGGAUCGGAGGAUUCCGCUGACAUGACGCCAGCCACGAAAGCGAUUCGCGAUGCUGAACGACGAGAAAAGGACGAAGAGAGGUUGCGGCUGGAUUUAUCCAAGCAUCAGCAAUUGCUAUCAGACAGCCAGAAGAUCAACCAGAGCCUGAAACGGUGUUUGGGCUGGACAGAAGAGCUGAUCAAGGAAGGGAAGCGUGCGCUGGCGUACCAAGUGAAGGCAAGCGACGUUGAGAUUGGUGGGCGGGUCCUUGCCCCUGAAGAGGUGGAGGCUCGGGAGGCUCGGGAAAGGGAAGAAGCCGCCGGCGAGGGCGAUACGGAUACCAUUGACGAUACCAUCAGCGAUACCGACCUCGAGGACGAUGAGAGCAUUUUCACGCCGGAACCCGGCGUUCUUAUGCCGCGACUGGCGGCCAAGUUUAUCAACGAACAGAACAGACAACAGCAGUCCUGGGGAAAACAGACGCAGGAUAGGGACAGCGGCAUUGAGUUACAACCCACGGAUGGCGGGUGA